Molecule: messenger RNA, 1837 nt
Organism: Rubroshorea leprosula
Lineage: Eukaryota; Viridiplantae; Streptophyta; Magnoliopsida; Malvales; Dipterocarpaceae
Source: the annotation of a GenBank genome assembly
AAUUCCCUAAAUUAGCUCACCUCCUCUUUCUCUCUGUCGAAUCUGUUCUCCUCUGACUUCUUUGGUCCUGUAUUUUCCUGAAAUUUGUCAAAUUUUUCACAUAGGACAAUCUAUUUUGGCAUCUGGGUGUUGGUGAUUUUGAGCUUCUGCAAGCUAAUUUUGUUUUGGAGGCUUUUCAUCUCUUGUUUCUUAUUCCUGGGUUUCCACUGGUCGGUUCUGGUUUUUGGAUGUGUUUGGGAUUCUCGGGUAAUCUCUUGAAUUUAUGAGAGAAAUAAGAAGAUGAAGAGAGGGAAAGAUGAUGAGAAGAUUAUGGGGCCGAUGUUCCCUAGGCUUCAUGUUAAUGAUACAGAAAAAGGAGGGCCAAGAGCACCACCUAGGAAUAAGAUGGCCCUCUAUGAGCAACUCAGUAUUCCUUCUCAAAGGUUCAAUCCUGGGGUCUUGCCUCCUAAUCCUAGUAAAUCUACCGGCUUUGUUCCUCACGUUUCCUCAAGCCAGGGAAGCAGCCUGGAAAGGAAUAUGCUUUUGCCUCAUGUAUCUCCUACAACACCCACUCUUCAGGCUGGUGUGAAUGCUCCUGCGGCACAGCUUGAGCUGAGAAAGAAGGCAGGAGAAGAGGAUGAUUUCAGCGUACCUGUAUUUAACACAGAGAUGGGUCAACGUUAUAGUAAAAUUCAGACCUGCAUUGAGGGGGAGAAACUUGCUCCCGCGACUUACACUGGCCGUUCAGUAAAACUCCAAAAUGUUACUGGUAAGGAUCCAAAUCGAAGUAGCUCUUCAGUCGUCAAUUUAAGAAAAGAGGCCGGAGAGCAUGCUGAAGAAAGGCCAAAAGUAUGCUUGAGUAGGGAGCAUGAAAUAAAGACUGCAUCAAAUUCAUCUACAAGACAAAAAAUUGAUGGACCCGUGAAGGAGUCCAAGGCAUCUCCCUCACCAGAUUGUUCUAGAGCUGGUUUACAAACAAAAAAUAAUGGAUUUCUUGAUCGUGUUGAGUCUGUAAGAGAUAUUGACAACGGAGUCCUUCCCCUACCAAGAAGGGAGUCUUGUACAGUGGAGGACCGUAGCAGCCCAGAUGAACCUAAUAAUGAAAGUGAAUGUCCUGGAGUCGAGAUAUGUGGUUCACUACACUUGGUUAAUGGGGAUGAUGAUGCCUCUGAGACAUCCAUGGUGGAUUCUAUUUCAGGUGUGGAUAUCUCCCCUGAUGAUGUGGUUGGAAUAAUAGGUCAGAAACAUUUUUGGAAAGCAAGAAGAUUAAUUGCCAAGUAAGUUCUUAUGCAAAUUGUUGACUUUUCAAAUAUCUUUCCUUCUAAUGCUUUCAACCUUAGAAUUUCAUGGAAAAGGUUUCUGAUAAUGUAUGGAUCAACUGGUAUAAGCAACAGAAAAUUUGGUUCUUUUUUAAAUGGAGAAAAUCAAUAUACUCUCUUCUUUGAAGAGUAUUUCUUGGUUUUUUAGGAGGGGUGGAAGAAGAAAUGUAAGUGAAAUAUGUAGAAAUAUGUGAUGUUCUGGGAGUCAUUCUCUUUGUGGAAUGGUAAUGGUCUUAUGUUCGGGUGCAAUGGUUCGGAUUCAAGGUUGGUUGGUAGUCAUUUAAUGUAGACGUUCUAAAAUUAGUAGCCGCAGACCUUUUAACUGGACUAACUUUUGGUGGAUUGAUAUAUCCAUGUAAAAGAAAAAGUAAAUUCCUCCCAUACUAAAUAAAACCAUCAAAACAUGUGCAAUGAAUUUCUUCUUUGUUAUUAACUUCAAUGUUAUCAUUUUAAUGUAGCCUUGUUUCUUUAAUGAGCUCUUUUAGCUUUCAUUCUCAUUCAUUUCAUCUAAGCUAUGGCAAUAGAGAUGGAGGUAAGAA